This is a messenger RNA of Hydractinia symbiolongicarpus, 4072 nucleotides long. RefSeq names its product transmembrane protein 62-like. The record is from RefSeq and is a predicted model, not a curated record. Gene Ontology annotation, molecular function: hydrolase activity. Bases 666 to 2603 code for a protein of 645 amino acids. Lineage: Eukaryota; Metazoa; Cnidaria; Hydrozoa; Anthoathecata; Hydractiniidae. The transcript has 12 exons.
GCUUAUUAUCUGUUAAAUAAGCAAAAAUUUUCAGUUAAAAUGUAUAUUAAACAAGUAAAAAAUCGGCUUUUACAACCUCUGGUCUUUCAUCUGCUUGGGUGAAUGGUGAAUUUGGGUCAAGUGUGUUGUAAAUAUGGAGAUUUUUGGUUCAUUGAUUUUUCUUAACAAGUUUUUUUUUUGGAAAAAUUCUUGAGUAGCAUCCUCCGCUGCAUCUAAUGUUGUUGGAAAAAAUUUUAUGAGUAUGAUUUACAAAACGUGUUAGAAAAUGUGAGGAAAAAAAAUAUGCUAGUGAAGAGCUCCCAAAAAUGACUGGUAUUCUCAAGAGUAGGCAAUACAGAAGUUUUAUGGUUUAUGUUUACAUAGUAAAACUAGGGAAACAUCUUAAAUUGUUUUCACUUGAAUACAGUUAGUUUGUUGCUAAUCUGAAUCUUUUGAAGAGUCAGCAUUUCAUGAUCAGUAGAAUCAUGUUUAUCAUUGUAGGGAGAAUCGCUUAUCGUAUAAUCCUCAGCUAUAUUUUAGAAGUAAAUAUUUUUUAAAAAAAUCAAAGACACUUUUUUGCAACUGUUCAGGACUGAUUUGAUUUCUAAAAAUCAUGAGUUUGUAUUUUUGUGUUAUCUAAAGUUUUACAGUUAACUAUUGUUUUUAUAUAACAACAAGUUUCAAGAAUGGCUAAGUUAAAGUAUAUCAUAUACUCGUUAGUUCCAGUUGUGUCCAUACUGGGUGUGCUUGGACUGUCGUGGCUGCUGGCAGCAUUUAUUGAAAUAUACACACACAAUUUGACAAUGCUGAAAAUAUUUGAUCAAUCUACAAAAUAUGAAACUAAACAUAAAGUUGCUCAACCACCUUUUCCAGGAAACAAAAAGAACAAUAUAUUCUGGUUCGUGCAGAUCUCAGAUAUUCAUAUCUCACAGUUUCGUUCUUAUGGACAAGUAGAAGAUUUGUUAAAAUUUUGUGAAACAACGUUAAAGAAUAUAAACCCUGAAAUAGUCUUGAUGACAGGAGACAUAACUGAUGCAAAGGAUGUCUUGAAUAUUGGUUCUUCCCAAUAUACUGAAGAAUGGGAGACUUACUCAUCCGUUUUAAAGACAUGUGUUCAUGAAGGUCUCACAUGGCUCGAUAUUCGUGGAAAUCAUGAUGCUUUUGCUGUCCCGUCAUUACAUGGAAAACACGACUUAUUUAACAAAUUUGCUUCCAGUAAAAAUAAAUUUGAUGAUUCAUACGUUUAUCAACAUGUUCAUGCUACUACAUUUGGAAAUUAUUCGUUCAAUGGUGUGGACUUUGCACCAAAUCCAGGACCUGCUAGACCAUUCAAUUUCUUUGGUGUUCCUGACCAGAAAACAAUAAAUCGUCUUCAGGAGAUCUCAACAACUAAUAAUAAUUACAACGCGACGAUAUGGUUUGGACAUUAUCCAUUAUCAACAACUACAAAACCACACAUUCUAAGGAAAUUGCUAUCUUCUGGUAUCGUCUACCUAUGUGGCCACCUGCAUACUCUUUUGGGUGUGGUCCCACAAAUGCAUGCUAUUCAUACGGAAGGCUUGCUUGAAUUGGAACUUGGUGAUUGGAAGGAAAAUCGAAAAUAUCGUAUUGGUGUGUUUGACCACGACAUGUUCUCCUUCGCUGAUGCGACAUAUUCUUCGGAUGAACAUGUUGUUGUGUUCACAAAUCCUGUUGAUGCGAAGUAUAUGGUACCUGGAGAAAGCUCCUAUUUGAAAAGUAGAAACUCCACACAUAUAAGAUUUCUUUUGUUUUCUGACACACACAUGCGAGCAGUCCAAGUUUAUGUUGAUGAUGCUAUUCUGUGUCCUCAAACGGAAGUCAUUGACAAUCUUCACACAUGCAGAUGGUCUCCAUCGAAAUAUCAGAGUGGAGUGCAUGAAAUCAAAGUUAUCGUUGUAAAUAAAGAAAAGAAUUCGACUGCUACUUGCACGUUCUCACUGGAUGGAACACGUCCACCUUUAAGUUUUCUUUCUGUCAUUAUACUAGUGACUGACUUUUGUACCAUGUCUCAAAUGGUCUACCUGGUUGCUAUCUUCACUACUAUCCUGUUUCCCAUGCUACUAAAGAAAUGCGCUCAUCAGUAUCACAUAGAUCUGUGUCGAAGUUUCUUAAAGAUGGUGUCACCUCAGAUUAUAUAUUUUGUGGAUUGCGAUCGUGUGUUUUGGCCGUUGAUUUACUACAACUGUCACUUAAGCGUCGGUCCAAUAAGCGUUGGUUACUUUAUUCCUGAUCAACUCGGUGUGUUCUUUUCGUUUGGUCUAUACUCAGGAGGGCAUCAUAUACCUGGCUCGUUUACUUAUCUCUAUGUUGGAGCACAACUUCUUUUGUACAACGCUUUGAUAAUGAUCUAUGUUGGCGAACUUCUCAACAAAACUACAGAUAUAUCCCUCACUAAACUAUUUUCCUCAAACAAGCAUCGAACAAGAACAAUUUUCUUUCAUCUUCUGCUGGUAUUUUUAAUUUGGAAUCAAUUGUCGUCUUCUUACAUGUUUUAUGUCGCUUAUGGAGCACUGUCGUGCGUCAUUAAUCCUGUUAAGACGUGGACGAUGCCGUUGUCGGUGUAUUUAAUUUACAAAGCAACUACGUGUAAGAGGAAGAGGUAGAUGGAUAUAAGGUUAGAUGGAUAUAAGGUUAGACGGAUGUAAUGGUCACGUUAGACGUAUUUGACGAUAAUUUUUUAGUGAAAGAGAACUUAGUUGCGUCAUGCAUACGAAGCUGAUUGAAGGUGAUUUAAUUUAUCUUCUGUAUCCGACUUUUAUACCUCUGUUGCGCGGCUGACGCCUUUUAUGCGCAAUAGAAAACCUUAUAGUAUCUUUUUAACGAAAAUUUAGCUUUAAAAAGACAACGUUGAAAUGUCUUUAAAUGUUUUGGAUGUAAAACUUAAAAAGUUACUUACUAUUGAAGCGUUUAUAGCUGCUUCUUGCGUUUAAAUUUUGGCGCUCUAUAUUAUCAAUUUCCAUUACAUUAAAGAUGGCAGCGCUUUCUGAAUUUUUAUUGGUUGUUAAAAACUUUGUCUGUCUGAAAACACAGUUGACUUGUCUUAACUUAAGUCAAAACACAGGCGCCGCAGAUUUACAGAAAUAAAUCCAACGCAAAGAUAUUAAAUGCUGGGAGCUAACCUAAGAACGCCUGGAUGCGACGGACUUUUUUUUUCUUAGAUUUUUAAUUAUUUAAAACAGUACCUGAACGUUUUAUCUGAGAAGUUUUCUUUUUUUUUUUGACAAGCCAUAAUAAUUUUUAAAAUCUUGCAUACCACCGUAUUUGGCCCGUGUAAAUAGUGCUGUGGGUAACGUUUUGGUAUUAAUUAUACUUGAAUAGCCGUUAACCCGUGGGAAAAUUCACAGGGUCGCCCGUCCUUUAUAUAUUGUCUUUCGUGUUUCAGUAGCAGGACCCGUCUUUCGCGGACAGACAGACUACGGCUAUUAUUUAUACUUAGAAUUUUAUUUUACAUACUGAUUAGCAGGACUAAUUUUUAUUUAUUUUUAUGUCUAGAUUUGAAGGUUGAGAAAGUUUUAUUUUCCUAAUAUAUGAACUAUAUUUUUGUUGAUUUUCACUCGCAACAGAGAAAGUUAGAUAAUUGUCAUGCCUCCUUGAAACUCUUGAAUUUUUUUAAAAAAAUUAAAACUUCUUAAGUCUCUUUUAAAAAUAGGUUUUUUAACAACUUUCUCGGAUCUUAUUAAUUUUAGUUUACAACCUGCCACAUGUUUUUAUUUUCAUAAGCUCUACAUGGAUACAGCAAUCAUUUCUUCACUGGUCAACUUAAACCUCAUUUUUAAGGGAAAUGCGUCAUUUUCUCCAUUAAAUUCUCCUCAAAUCUCUUCAAAAUUUGACUCUGAAUAAAGAGCGGCAACUCUGAAGUACUGGUUAAUGUCUCUUAAUAUUUUUUUCGUGAAAUUAAUAUGCAUAUAAAUGGAUAUCAUUUACAUAAUUUGCUCAUAGUAUUUUCUUUAAAAAAUCGUGAUACUAAACCUUUACAUGACAUUCGUUACUGCACGUCCUUGUUAUUUUGGAGUUGUAGAUGAAACAGUUUGUAAAUGUUUUUGUGAUAUUAUCGUUAAAAAUGUUUUUCCGA